Messenger RNA from Cadophora gregata, 471 nucleotides. RefSeq lists its product as uncharacterized. The coding region runs from base 1 to 471 and encodes 156 amino acids. NCBI's taxonomy places the organism in Eukaryota, Fungi, Ascomycota, Leotiomycetes, Helotiales, Ploettnerulaceae. Gene Ontology annotation, molecular function: protein kinase activity; ATP binding. The record is from RefSeq and is a predicted model, not a curated record. Gene Ontology annotation, biological process: protein phosphorylation. The transcript has 2 exons.
AUGCUUCGCGCUUACAUUUAUAGAGCCUUACUUCCAUCAGAUUAUAACAUCACGCCGAAGUCCUUUCGCAGUCCUGAUACCUGGCUUGGGCUGCCCUGGGGGCCUCCCGCUGAUAUAUGGUCCUUUGGCGCGGUUAUCGGUUCGUUAAUGCUAGGUCCUUAUGGAGAAUCUUUUGGCUCUUCAGCAGCAAAUGAAGAAGAUACCGACAUCAAGACUCUGCAGAAACAGAACUCAAUGACCAGCCCAUAUCCUGUCGCUCUACUUCAGCGUGCAGGUGGAGAUUGGCCAGUUCUGUUCGAAGUCCUUGCAAAUAUGGAUCAAGAUGAGGGGGAGCCGUUGACGUGGAAAAUGAUUGUACAAGAACUCCAACUCCCGGAGGAAGAUGGGGCUUUCAUCGAGCGCGUCUUGCGAAUCGACCCUUCUGAGCGACCAACCGUAGAGAAUCUGCUCAAAGACAAGUGGUUCUUCUAG